AUGCGAUCUUUUAUCAAAUCACAUCGAAAGAAUGACUCAUUUAGCUCGGAAAUCUCCGAUGAUUUCAACCAGAACCAAGCAAAAACUCCAACUUCAUCUCAGUUCCCCUACAAUCCGCAAUUUACACCUCCAUUCCAACCGAGUACCCAUUCCCGAAGUUCACCCAAAAAGCUAUUGACUCCCAUCAGAAACUUGUUUUCCUCGCUGGGACACCACAGUAAGACAAAUUCAAUCUCUUCUGCUUCAGAUCGAUUGACUGAUGUGAUCCAAUCGGGACCACCUUCUGCUUUACCUUCUAAGCAUCGGUCAGAAAAGGACCAAUUCAAUGUCCAGGGACACUCCUCGUUCACCAAUUUGUCGAGGUUUGCAAACAAGCCCCAAGAACACGAUGAAGAUGCAUUAUCAGACUACAUUCCAAGAAACCAUAUAGAUAGCAAGAGCCGUCCCAGCUAUCGAAUAUCUUCUUCAUCUGGCUCAUUAUUCGACGAUAAGACUUCAAAGACUUCAGUAUCGCAGCAGCAAAGCUCGAUCAACUCGAAACAAGACCCAUUUACAAGUAGCAUUGGAAAAAACGAUCCUUCUUCACGCUACGCUGUGGAUGGCCAGCUACUACAACCACUUCAAAUGAAUGAGGAAACUGCGAAUGACUCAAACAGCUCGCUCGUGGAUAGCGUGGAAAACUUUCGUACUGAGGGCGUAUCGUUUCUGACACCCAAGUUUGUGAGGCAGAGUUUGACCUCAGAGGAGGCACACGAAAAUGAAUCAGCAGAAACAGAAGACGAUGAUGACGAUGUAUCUGACAACUCAUCGCAAUUCUCAUUUGUCAGAGAUAAACGAGGUGGCAGAAAUACUUCGGUAAAAUAUUACAAGACUCCUCAUACAAAUCUCGAAACCCUGAACACUUUGAACCCACGAGACUUUGGCUUUGAAGACGAUGCUUACUCUGAUUACGACUUUGAGAAUAAUGGUAUGGACGACGAAGACAUGUUCGACUCCGGUGGUGAAGAAGAAGAAGAAGUUAACUAUAACAAGCUCUUUGAUGACGAUGACGCUCCUGCUAGUCAUCCUAUCGAAUCUCAUGCACUUGAACCUAGUGCCGUUCCUGUCUUCAGUUUUCAAUCAAAUUACAAAAAUCAUAGCAGUUCAGAACUAUUGUGGGGUCCGCUAGCAGAGCGACAUAAAGAUGAUGAAGCUAAAGACACUUCGAGACGCAAGCUGGCAUCGUUAUCUUCAAAUCAAGACAGCCGUCGCAUAUACAACAAAAGCUAUCAUUUAUCGAUCGAUGGGUUCGAGGAACUGGACAUUCAAUCUGCUUCGGAUUUGGGUGAGGAUAUUCUAGAAAACUACCUAGAGCUGCCUUAUGAACCCUAUUCACAACACAGUAUUUACGAGGCUACCCCCGAACCAACAAGUUCUCCUUCCCUUGAGCUAUUCGACCUUAAUUCACCAUUAAUCAACGGCGUUACAAUUGGAAACAACUUGUUUCACCGCUUUGGAAGUAUCCGAAGCGAUACCGACGGAAAAAGGUUGGAGAGCAGUGCUAAUAAGAUGUUCAUUCAUAGGCACGACUCCCAACGUCUGAACGAACACGACAAAGCAAGAAAUAUUGCAACCAAUGAGAAUAAAGAUCAUAGCCUCAAAAAGAUUCGUGCAUUUCACGGAUCAGUCGAUCAUGGCUUGAACUCAGCUCUCGAAGAAAAGGUGAAAGAGUUUGAAAGCUUUCAGAAGAAACGCUUAGAGCUUUCAUCAAAGGUCAAUAAUCUGAGAGAAGAGACUCCAGAGCCUCUGGAGCAUGUGGGUUUGGGAAUCUUGCCCAGUUCGGUUCAGGAAUCGAACGACCUGUCUUUGAGUUUUGAGGCUAGCGGAAGUCGUAAUGGCAAAGACUCAGAGGUCACGAAGCCCAAUCAUCAAGUGAGAAGCUCAAUCACUCAGAUGAUGGACAUUUUGAGCGGAAUUGGCCAAGAAGUGGCUCCUAAGAACAAGCGUGAGUCUGUAGACGACAUGAUGAAACGACUUGCUAUUCUAGAGUCUAAUCAUUCGGAGAAACCUGACCGCGAGGAAAAAGAUACAAGAAACAGGAACAAUCAGAUGAAGCAUACUACAGAACCAAAUCUGUUUCAAACCAAGAGGACGGUAAGUGGAAAGAGGUAUUCAUGGUGCGAGAGCGAGAGUUUCCAUGAUGAUGAAGCGCCAUCUAUUCACAUAGACGAUGAAAAUGCCCCAAUGGAACGUCGCAAUAGUGACGAGGAACUUUUAGAUGAAGUUAACCAGAUACCAGAGGAUUAUGAUUUUGAAAGUCAAAAAGGUGGUAACAAUCACUUGAGCGCUAAUUAUCUCGAAGGAGCAUUUUUAAGGUCCAACUCAUUCAAAAAGAGGCCUUUAAAGGUUAUGAUGGACUACAAGUUUGCAAACAAUAAGAUCGAAACCGGUAGAAAAACUGUAACGUUUUACCGAAGCAACUCGUUGAACCUCGAUAUAUCUAGAAGCAGAAGCGUAAGCCGUGCACCAUCGACCCGCUCAAUGAGGUCUUUCGUGUCCAUGAAUGAGGAACCUGAAAAUGAAGAAGCUUCGAACAACGAGGAAAAAUUGGACGAUAUUCUUUCAAGAGCUGAAAAGUCUAGUCUGGCGAACCGACCCACCUUUAAGCUUACGGUGCGUAGGGACGAUAAUUUCGACGUUGAGAGAACUCCUUCGUUACUAGGAACCAUCUGUGAGUCCGAUAGUCCCAGGCGUUCCAACGAGAGCUGA
This is a messenger RNA of Meyerozyma guilliermondii ATCC 6260, 2748 nucleotides long. RefSeq lists its product as uncharacterized. The record is from RefSeq and is a predicted model, not a curated record. The coding region runs from base 1 to 2748 and encodes 915 amino acids. The transcript has a single exon. Lineage: Eukaryota; Fungi; Ascomycota; Pichiomycetes; Serinales; Debaryomycetaceae.